AUGCCCUUUCACGACCUUUUGGAUCAAGUUGGUGGCCUUGGAAGAUACCAGAUCCUUCAGCUGAUUUUCUUUAUGAUCACUGCUCUUUUUGUUUAUUCUCAUGUUGUAUUGGAGAAUUUCACUGCAGCUAUCCCUGAACAUCGCUGCUGGGUCCACAUUCUGGACAAUGACACUGUCUCUGGCAAUGACACUGGGACUCUCAGCCAGGAUGCUCUCCUGAAAAUCUCUAUCCCACUAGACUCAAACCUGAGACCAGAGAAGUGUCGUCGUUUUGUCCAUCCCCAGUGGCAGCUCCUGCACCUGAAUGGAACCUUCUCAAACAUGAGUGAGCCAGACAUAGAGCCCUGUGUGGAUGGCUGGGUGUAUGAUCGGAGCUCUUUUCUAUCCACCAUUGUGACUGAGUGGGACCUGGUGUGUGAAUCUCAAUCACUGAAUUCAGUGACAAAAUUUCUAUUCAUGGCUGGAAUGGUGGUGGGAGGCAUUCUAUGUGGCCAUCUAUCAGACAGGUGA
Messenger RNA from Carlito syrichta (Philippine tarsier), 510 nucleotides. Its product is annotated as solute carrier family 22 member 24-like. The record is from RefSeq and is a predicted model, not a curated record. Lineage: Eukaryota; Metazoa; Chordata; Mammalia; Primates; Tarsiidae. The transcript is spliced from 2 exons. The coding region runs from base 1 to 510 and encodes 169 amino acids.